UGCUGAGCUGAAACCUCUGGCAGCUGAGCAUCUGUUCUCCUGUCAACAUCUGAAGACUUCAAGUUUUGCAGAGGAAUCAUUGUAAUCGAGCACAAGGACACUUUCAUCAUGGAUAUAAACAUCAUUAUGCUGAACGGGACUUCCCACGUCCUGAGAGUGAACCCUCAGGCCACAGUGGGCUCUCUGAAAGUCCUGAUCCAGGACAAACUUGGAGUCCGGGUUGAGACUCAGAGGCUGGUGUUUGUGAACGGGAUGAAUACUCCUCUCAGUGACGACUCACAGCCCGUCUGCUACUACGGCCUGCAGCAAGGAGCCCGGGUCUCCCUGCUGGUGACCCAGCCACCCACCAUCCAGGUCUUCCUCAGGAACGAGAAGGGGAAGAUCAGCACCUACGACAUCAAACCAGACGAGACCGUGGACAACUUCAAGACCAGGGUCCAGAGCAGAGAGAGAGAGGGAGGACAGGGGAUCCCAGUGAGCCAGCAGAGGCUCAUCCACCAGGGCAGAGAGAUGAAUGGAGGGAAGCUGUCCGACUACAACGUCGAAGCACAUAGCACCAUCGACCUGAAUCUGCGUCUGAGAGGAGGCUGAGGACACUAAUCUGGUUAAUUUAUCAGAAAUGAACAUUCCUUUAUUUAAAUUUUUUUUUUUUUUUAGAUUUAUAUUGAAUUUUACAUAUAGAUAUAUAUACACACACAGACAGACUAACAAUAUUAAUAUUUAUAAUUAAAUUAUACAAUGAAAUGUUUAGUCAGAAUUUUAAAGAAAGAGAGACAUGACAUUCCAUGUACUUCACUUAUCUAACAAAGAAAAUAAUAAUCCAGUACAACACACACAUUCCUUUAUUUAAUCUACACCGAGAUCAUGUUGCUUCAAAUGCAAAAUUUCUUAUUUAUUUGUAUUUUCAUUUGAAAAAACAACAACAAUGCAUUCCUCUUAAUUCAUCACAUCUUAAAAAUGUUUUGUUUAUUUUGUUUUGGCAUUACAAAAGUUUUUACAAACAACAAAGUAUGUUUUAAUCGUAUUUUGACAAAUAUACGUUUUAAUUGUUAACUGGAAACUGUUAAAAAAAAUAAAGAAUUUCAUUGUAA
This is a messenger RNA of Sebastes umbrosus (honeycomb rockfish), 1091 nucleotides long. RefSeq names its product ISG15 ubiquitin like modifier (gene isg15). The transcript is spliced from 2 exons. Gene Ontology annotation, biological process: protein ubiquitination; modification-dependent protein catabolic process. Lineage: Eukaryota; Metazoa; Chordata; Actinopteri; Perciformes; Sebastidae. The record is from RefSeq and is a predicted model, not a curated record. The coding region runs from base 109 to 591 and encodes 160 amino acids. Gene Ontology annotation, molecular function: protein tag activity; ubiquitin protein ligase binding. Gene Ontology annotation, cellular component: cytoplasm; nucleus.